ACGGCAUUGUGCAAUGGAACGAGGCUGAGUAGUUUGGCCACCUUCACCGUCGCUGCGUCGCAUAACCUCCCGUCGCGCGUGUAGCAACUAGCAACACCUCUUCUCCUUUUACUUCGCCUCGCCUCGCCAUAACGACACGCGCAUCUCCCUACCUCGAUACGAUUCUUCGUCUUCUCUUCCCCGCGAUCGCGCCAGCGCCCCCGAAAAACCCUAACUACCUGGAGCCUCGACGGCACCUGCCGCAGGCGACGGCGAGCGACCCCAGGCGGUGGUAGACGGCGCAGCGGGUUGCCCCUUGUGGAGGCGGACGGCACGGCGCAGGUCCUUGCCUUCCCGGCUAUGCGAAUUGCGGUAUGAAGCUCAAGCGGCGACGCGCGGUAGAAGUGCCUCCAAGUAUAAAAUCUUUCAUCAACAGUGUUACCACUGUUCCUCUUGAGGAUGUAGAAUUGCCGCUGAAGGAUUUUGCAUGGGAAUUUGACAAGGGGGAUUUUCAUCACUGGUUGGACCUUUUCAAUCAUUUUGAUUCUUUCUUUGAGAGUUAUAUCAAAUCAAGGAAAGAUUUGCAUCUUGAAGAUAAUUUUCUUGAUGUGGAUCCCCCAUUUCCUCGAGAAGCACUACUUCAAAUUCUCCGUGUAUCAAAACUUAUAUUGGAAAAUUGUACAAAUAGACACUUCUCUAGUUUUUUUGAGCAGCAUCUGUCUGCCCUUCUAGCAUCAACAGAUGCGGAUAUUGUUGAAGCAAGCUUGCAGACAUUAAUGGCAUUUGUAGACAAGUCAGUUGGGAAAAGCUCAAUACGCAGUGCAUCUCUCGCUUCAAAGUUAUUUGCCUUAUCUCAAGGCUGGGGUGGAAAAGAAGGUGGUCUUGGAUUAGUAGCAUGUUCUCUACCCAGUGUAUCUGAUCCAGUUUCCACUGAGGUUGGAUCCACACUCCAUUUUGAGUUCUAUCGUGCUGCUGAUAAAUCAGAGAAAUCCCAGUGUCUAGAGAAAGAGAACAAGUUGGAAGUAAUUCAUUUAUCGAAUGUCAAUUCGUGCAAGGAGGCAGAUCUUGAAAUAUUGGACAGGUUGGUCAAGGAUUACAGUGUGCCACAAGCUUUAAGGUUUCUUCUUCUUACAAGACUGAGAUUUGCAAGGGCUUUUGACUCUUUAACAUGUCGACACCAGUAUAUCUGUAUCCGCUUGUAUGCUUUUAUUGUUCUUGUCCAAGCAGGCCAUGAUCUGGAAGUUGUAUCAACAUUUUUGAACAAUGAACCAGAAUUCAUUGAUGAGCUGUUAUCACUACUUAGCUAUGAGGAUGAGAUACCCGAAAAGAUUCGGAUACUGGGAGUCCUUUCAUUAGUCGCACUGUGCCAAGAUCGACCUCACCAGCCUACUGUAUUGUCCUCGGUAACUUCUGGUGGUCAUCGGGGUAUCCUUCCUAUUCUCAUGCAGAAUACAGUGGAUUCUAUCAUCAAUGGUUCUAUGAAAUGGUCCAUAAUAUUUGCUGAAGCACUUCUUUCGCUUGUAUCUAUGCUGGUAUCAUCAACACCAGGUUCUCUAGCUCUACAAGAAGCAGGUUUUAUACCAACUAUUUUGCCUCUUCUCAAAGACACAAACACGCAACAUUUACAUCUAGUUAGUAAGGCAGUGCAUGUUAUUGAGAGCUUCCUGGAUUAUCACAAUCCUUCUUCAGCAGUGUUCAGAGAUCUAGGUGGACUAGAUGACACUAUUGCUCGUCUUAAGCUAGAAGUAUCUCAAGUUGAGGUUGAUUCAAAACUAAUUGACCAUUCUACCAAUGAAGGAAACGAGGUUGAAAGUUAUCCACCUGUGCAAGAUAUACAACCUUCAUGUUCUGAAUCCUUGAUUUUGUAUCAUAGGAAGAACUUAAUAAAAGUUUUAUUACGUACAAUAUCUCUGGCAACAUAUGUGCCUGGUAGUUCUGCUCGUGUUGAUGGUUCAGAAGAGAAUGUGUUACCUCCAUGUUUAUGUGCGAUUUUUAAGAGAGGCAAGGACUUCGGUGGUGGUGUUUUCUCACUUGCUGCAAAUGUUAUGAGUGAUCUCAUACAUAAAGAUCCAACAUGCUAUACUGUUCUUGAUUCAGCUGGUUUGCCACAAGCAUUUCUUGAUGCCAUAAUGUGUGGUGGACUUUACAACUCCGAUGCAGUCUCAUGUAUACCACAGUGUUUGGAUGCAUUGUGCCUGAACAAUAAUGGUCUUCAAUUGGUAAAGGACCGGAAUGCUUUAAGAUGUUUUGUGAAAAUCUUUACGUCUAGAUCAUAUAUGAAAGCUCUUAGUGGUGACACAGCGGGAGCUUUAUCAAGUGGACUUGAUGAAUUAAUGCGUCAUGCACCAUCAUUACGAUCCUCUGGAGUUAGCAUGUUUAUUGAAAUCUUGAACACUAUUUUUAAAGUGUGGUGUGGUGUAGACUCUAUCCCCUAUAAGGAAUCUGAUAAUUACUCUGCAGUUAUUCCCAUGGAUACUGAUGUGGUGGUUGCUACCUCACAGAGUGAGGGUGUACCUCCUGAGGUAGGAUGCUCAGGCGAAACAGUUGAUGCUCCUUUAGAUGCUGUAACAUCAUCAUCCAUUGAGUUAUUUCUUCCUGAGUGCAUAUGCAAUGUUGCUCGCCUGCUUGAAACUGUUCUGCAAAAUGCUGAUAUAUGUAGGCUAUUUAUUGAGAAAAAAGGCAUAGAAGCUGUUCUUCAACUGUUUAAGUUGCCAUCAAUACCUGUAUCUGUCUCAAUUGGUCAGAGUAUUUCUGUUGCAUUCAAAAACUUCUCACCUCAGCAUUCUGUUUCUCUUGCACGAGCAGUGUGCUCAUUCUUUAGAGACCACCUUAAAAUAACCAAUGAACUGUUGGGUUCGAUCUCUGGAACUAUGCUGGUUGGUAGUGAACCUGCAAAGCAAUCAGCUCUUCUGAAGCCACUUUCUACCCUUGAAGGGCUUUUGUCUAUUGCCAAUUUUCUCCUGAAGGGAACUACCAUUAUGGUCUCAGAACUGGCUUUUGCUGAUGCCGAGAUAUUGAAGGAAUUGGGGAAGGUUUAUAUUGAAGUCACAUGGCAGAUAUCUUUACUCAGUGAUUCUAAGGUGGAUACGCAAGAUGCAGAUCAAGAUGAUUUGGCUGAGGAAGCUUCAAUUUCUGAAAGGGAUAGUGAUGAUGACACAAAUACAGCACCACUUUCAAGAUAUAUGAAUCCUGUUUCAGCAAGGGCUUCUAUAUCACCGUGGAGCAUGGAGCAAGAUUUUGUAUCAACUGUGCGAUCUGUUUCCCACAUGCACCACCAUGGUCGACACUCAUUAUCAAGGAUAAGUGGGCGCCUAAAUGGAGUGUUGAAUGCAACAAGUACUGAUUUGGAUGGUCCUUGUUUUCCAGCAGAGACAUCAAGGCGUCAUGAUGCUCUAAAGAGAAUCCCUGAUGAUGUUGUUUCUGAACUUCUGAAGAAAUUUUGUUGUACCAUGCGUUCCUUCCUUUCUACCCUUGUCAAAGGAUUACCGGCUCAUCGUCGGCCUGACUCUAACCUUAACCCAAAUUCGAGAAGUCUUGUGACUGCACUAGCUCAAUUUUUCCUUAGUGCUCUUGGUUUCUCUGGGCAUUCUACUGCUGGUUUUGAGAUGUCUUUAUCUGUGAAAUGCCGUUACCUUGGAAAGGUUGUGGAAGACAUGGCUGUGCUUACAUUUGACAGUAGACGUCGCUUAUGCAAUUCUGCACUCGUUAAUAGCUUCUAUGUUAAUGGAACAUUCAAGGAUGUUCUAACGACCUUUGAAGCAACCAGUCAGCUACUGUGGACACUUCCUUUCUCUGUCCUUGCUGCUGCCACAGAUCAAGGUUCCUCUAUUAAUGAGAAGGUGUCUCACAAUUCCUGGCUGCUGGAUACGUUACAGAGUUACUGUAAAUUUCUGGAAUAUUAUGUGAACUCCACGUUCUUAUUGUCUCCAUCCUCUUCUCAUAAUCGGCUUCUUGUCCAGCCUAUUGUAACUGAGCUGUCAAUUAAUCUAUUCCCUGUGCCUUCAGAUCCAGAAUCAUUUGCGCGCAUGCUCCAAUCUCAAGUUCUUGAUGCAGUUCUUCCUGUUUGGAAUCAUACAAUGUUUCCUGUGUGCAACCCAGCUUUUGUUACCUCCCUGGUGUCAAUUAUGAACAAUAUAUGCUCUGUUGUUGGAGAUAUGAAGCAAAGCCGCAGUAGUGUUGGAGUUGCCAAUCAGCGUGUUACUGGCCCCCCUCUUGAUGAAUCUGCUAUUGCUACAAUUGUUGAAAUGGGAUUUUCAAGGGCUAGGGCAGAAGAAUCUCUUAGAAGUGUGAGAACUAACAGCGUGGAGAUGGCAACAGAUUGGUUAUUCAACCAUCCAGAAGAUUCUGUCCAGGAAGAUGUGCAGCUUGCACAAGCGUUAGCUUUGUCACUUGGAAGCUCCAUUGAAACACCCAAGGAGGAUGGAAGCAAUAAGAAUGAUACAGUCAUUGCUGAAGAAAAAGGUGUAUUUGUGCUUCCUUUGGAUGACAUCCUUACUGUAUCGACCAAGCUUUUCCAGUCUAGUGAUUCCACCUUGGCUUUCCCAUUGACUGACCUUCUAGCGACACUGUGCAACCGGAAUAAGAGCGAAUACUGCAAGCGAGUAGUAUUGUAUCUUUUUGAGCAGUUAAGACAUUUUUCGUCAGAUGCCACGGAUAUGGGUGCUUUGUAUUCUGUUGCUCAUGUGCUGGCUUUGCUUCUGAGUGAAGACAGUGGCAUACGUGAAACUAGUGCUGAAAAUGGUGUCAUCUCCCAAGUUCUUAACAUAUUAGGAAGUCUUAAAUCAAGGACAGACCAGACAGAUCAUACUUGGAAUUCUAUCAGUGCUCUGUUGCUUAUAUUGUAUAACAUGCUACAAUUUAAUCCAAAACUCAGUAUGGAAACAAUGGAUGGUAUAUCCAAGUCAAUUUCUGAUGCAUCCAGUGCUGACAGCGAGGAAAAUCCAUUACCAACUGCUGAACAUAGAACUGAAAUUAUUGAUUCAGCAGAUGAUGCAAGUGCAAAUGUUUUUAAAAAGAUUUUAGGGAAAUCUACUGGCUAUUUGAAUGAUCAAGAGAGCCAAAAGGCACUGGUUUUCUGCUGUGAAUUCAUUAAGCUAUGUGUGCCUGCAACAGUUAUGCAUGCUGUGCUUCAGCUCAGUGCUCGCUUGACAAAAACACACGCGCUUGCUGCUCUAUUCUUUGAAAGUGGUGGGUUAGCAUCUCUCUUAAAUCUCCCAGGCACUUGCAUCUUUCCUGGCUUUGAGACCUUAGCAUCUGCUAUUGUGCGGCACCUCAUUGAGGAUCCCCAGACCUUGCAGAGUGCCAUGGAAUUGGAGAUACGACAGUCAUUAAGUAACCAUGGCAGUCGUACUCCAAGCUCAUUUCUUACAAAUAUGGCACCACUGAUAUCUAGAGAUCCUGUGAUCUUCAUGAAGGCUGCAACUUCAGUCUGCCAAUUGGAUUAUUCAGGAGGGAGAUUGAAUGUAGUCUUGUUGAAGGACAAGGAGAAAGACAGAGAGAAACAGAAUGUUCCUGUAACAGAAAGUGGUGUGCCAUGUAAUGAGCCUGUUCGGGUGACUGCUGAGGUUAAGACGGUUGAUACACCAAACAGAUGUUCACGGAACCACAAAAAGGUUCCUGCUAGUCUUCCUCAAGUGAUUGAUCAGCUUCUUGAGAUCAUCAUGAGCUAUCCAUCUGCAAGCAAAGAACAUGGGUUUGAUGGUUAUUCCCUGUUGACUCCAAUGGAUGUUGAUGAACCAAAUACAAAGGGCAAAUCUAAAGUUGGUGAUGGCCAAGAACUGGAUGGUGAUGCUUUCUCUGAGAGGUCUGCCUUGCUAUCAAAGUUUGCAUUUGUCCUUAAGUUGAUGAGUGAAAUACUCCUUAUGUAUGUGCAUGCAGUAGGGAUAAUUCUGAGACGGGAUACAGAGAUAUCAGUGUCACGAAGUUGCGCUCAAGGUGCUGGACACAGUGGUUUACUGCAUCAUAUAUUCUAUCUGCUACUUCCUCUACCUUCAGUCAAAAUUGCUGAUACCUCAGAUGAUUGGAUUGGUAAUUUGUCUGAGAGAGCUUCCUGGUUCUUGGUAGCUUUAUGCUGCAGAUCUGCUGAAGGUCGUAGAAGGGUUGUUUCUGAAAUUGUAAAGGCACUUAACCAAUUCAUUGGUUCAGCAAGCAACACCUCCAGAGGAUCUUUAAUACCUGACAGAAAAGUUUUGGCUUUCUCUGAGCUUGUGAAUUCCAUAUUGUCAAGGAAUAGUCAGAGCAAUUUGCCUGUUCUUGGCUGCUCACCUGAUAUUGCAAAACCUAUGGUAGAUGGUGGAAUGGUGCAAUCUCUUUCUGUUUUGCUGAAAGUAAUUGAUCUUGACCACCCAGAUGCUGUAAGGGUUGUCAACCUGAUAUUGAAGGCUUUGGAUAGCCUCACUAGGACUGCUUACACCACCGAUCAAGUCCUCAAUUCAGAUCGAUUUACCAAGAACAGAUUACCAGGGUCACAUGAACAAACACAUGAAGCUGAUGACAUUGUAAUCCCUGAACAAACUACAUACGAUUCACAUCAUCAUACUAAUGACAUCGAAUCUGCAAGUCAGCAAGCUCAAGAACUGUCUCAUGUUGGUGGAAAUAAUAACGAAAACCUUGACCAACCUGCUGAACAAGAAAUGGGAGUUGAUCUAGCAGACAAUAGUACUUCUAAUGGCAAUCCUCCAACAAGAGCUGUGCAGUUCAUGCGGGAAGAACCUAUUGAAGGUAAUGUAAUGGCUCCUAGUACUGAUAUUGGUUUGGCUUUCUCAAUGCAACAUCAAGUUGAUGGAAUGGGUGUGGAAGACGAGGAUCUUGGGGAGGAAAGUGAGGACGAAGAAGAUGAGGAAAUAGCAGCUGAGGGAGCUGGUUUGAUGUCCAUAGCUGACACAGAUAUCGAGGACCAGGAGAACAAUGCAAUUGGUGAUGAUUACAAUGAUGACCUUAUGGAUGAAGAAGAUGACGACUUUCUUGAGAACCAUGUUAUAGAAGUAAGAUGGAGGGAGAGCUUAACUCGAAUGGAUUAUGAUCAUCAUCUGAGAUUUUCCAGGGGUCGUGCAGACUCCAGUGGUUUUAUUGAUAUAUCUUCUGAGUCAUUUCAUGGUGUGGGGACAGUUGAUUCAUUUAAUCUGCAUCGUUCGUUUGGUCUUGAACGGCGGCGCCAAAUCGGAAGUAGGUCGCUUCUUGAUCGACCAAGGACCGAUGUGAAUGCCUUUCUUCAUCCACUGCUUGUCAGGCCAGCACAGUCUAGGGAGGGAACUAAUUCAGCGUGGCCCUCUGGAGGAACUUCCUCAAGAGAUUUUCACAUGCUGUCUUUUGACAUCCCCUCGUACAUGUUAGAUGCUGGCUUUUCACCAGAAACUGCUCCCCCAGUGUUUGGUGAACGUGUUGUCAGUACUGCUCCACCACCUUUGAUAGAUUUCUCACUUGGUAUGGAUUCCCUUAGAAUUAGGCGGGGCCCUGGAGAUAAUUUGUGGACCGAUGAUGGUCAACCACAGGCAGGUAAUCAUGCAGCUGCUAUUGCCCAGGCAGUGGAGGAUCAUUUUGUGUCACAGUUAACUGUGGCUAAUAAUUCAAAUAGUGCUCCUCAGGUGCGGCCUGAACAGACUGGCAACGGUGCGAAUGCGCACUCAGAGUUACCAGAUACAGGAAAUGCUGAACCUGUUACAACCGAUCCACUUUCUCAACCUGUUGGUCGGCAUCAGCUAGUUUGUACUGUUAACCAAGGACCUGUCCCUGCUAAUGAUGUCCUCUGUCCUACAGAUGUGCACGUAAAUCAGCACCUUGUUGAUUCCAUUUAUGAUAGCCGCGUUGUAGAACCGGUGCAGCAAACAGCAGCCGGUGAUCCUAACACUAUACCUCAGAGUGAUGAAAUGAUGUGUAUUGCUGGUACACAGCUUGGUGGUCAUCCUGAAAGAGAUUCCUUGUCUGGUAAUGGAAGUUAUGGUAAUAUUAUGCAAAAUGAGAUUGAAGCACCUCAACAAGUUCACUUGGGUAAUGAUCCUAGGGAACCCCCAUCUGAUCUGGAGUCAAGUUGCCAUGCACUUGUCACUUCUGCAAGUGCUGCUCCUGAGCUGAGUGAUGCUCAUGUAGAUUCUUCAGCAGUCAAUGCUGAUGUUGACAUGAACAUCGUUGAUAUUGCUGAAAAUGAAGUUGGGAACUCAGCUCCUGCUUCUGAUGGCAAUGAUUUGUCUUCUAGGAGAUAUGAAGAUGCUCUUCAAGAGCCUCAGACAGUGCAAACUAAUGCUAUUAAUGAGGCCUCCAGCGCUAAUGAAAUUGAUCCCACAUUUCUUGAAGCAUUGCCUGAGGAUCUUCGGGCAGAAGUCCUUGCUUCUCAGCAGAACCGUUCUGCCCCAGCUGCUUCCUAUACUCCCCCAGCUGCAGAAGAAAUAGAUCCUGAGUUUUUGGCUGCUCUUCCACCAGACAUACAGGCUGAGGUUCUAGCCCAGCAGCGAGCACAGAGGAUUGCCCACUCUCAACCAGCUGGACAGCCAGUAGAUAUGGAUAAUGCUUCAAUUAUAGCAACUUUCCCUCCUGAUUUACGUGAAGAGGUGCUUUUGACCUCAUCAGAAGCUGUUCUGUCUGCCCUUCCUUCAGCUUUACUUGCUGAAGCUCAAAUGCUACGGGACAGAGAGUUGAGUCGCUAUCGUGCUAGAGGGAGCCUUUUUGGUGGAAGCUACAGGCUUGGAGGGAGGAGGCUGCCAACUGAUAAUCAGACAGUUAUAGACAGAGCUGUUGGUGUUACUGUGGGUAGAAGGGUUAUUUCUACUACAUGCAGUUCAAAGGGUAAAGAUGUGGAGGGGACCCCACUUCUAGACUCAGAAGCUCUUCGGGCACUUAUUCGCCUUCUGCAGCUUGCUCCACCACUCAGCAGAGGCCUUCUUCAAAGGCUUAUGUCCAAUUUAUGUGCACAUAGUGUCACACGUGUCACCUUGGUUGGCCAUCUGCUCAACAUGAUUAAACCUGAAUAUGAGGGGCUUAGCGUAUCUGAUUGCAUGGCUACAUAUAGAUUACAUGGAUGUCAUUGGAACAUUGUUUAUGCACAAUCUUGCUCUGCAAAUGGUGUACCACCACUUGUAACACGCCGACUUCUUGAAAUAUUGACAUAUCUUGCUUCAGCUAGUCCUUCUGUUGUGGAUCUUUUGAUCUAUUUCAAUCCUUCAGCUAGUCCAAACUGUUUGACAUUACAGCACAAUAAAGAGACAUCUCAAGAAAGUUCAAUGCAGAAUAUGAUGCCACCAUAUUCAAAGGCUUAUACACCUAUUAUAUUGCUUCUUAAGCUUCUAAAUAAACCCUUAUUUCUGCGGAGUCGAGUAUACCUUGAGAAGGUGUUGUAUUUGCUUGAAGUAGUUAUUAACAAUGCUGCAUCCCAAGUUGAUUGUCCACCUCACUCUGUACAGAUAACUAACAAUUCAGAUAUUGAAUUCGUUGAUGGGACACCAUAUCAAACACAGGUGGAACCAUCUACUUUGGAACAAGGUCAUAUCCCGGAUAAUAACCAAAGUAGAGAUGUUGAGGUCCCACCAUCUUGUGCUAAACUGGAUGUUAAUGUGCAUGCAAUCCUUACCCAACUUCCUGAUGCUGAAUUGCAUAAUCUGUGCAAUAUUCUUGCACUUGAGGGUCUUCCAGAUAAAGUGUACUCACUUGCGGCAGAGGUGGUGAAAAAAUUGGCUAGUGUUGCAGCAUCGCAUCGGAAAUUCUUUUCCAUUGAGUUAGCUGGUGUUGCUCAGAGUUUAAGUUCUUCUGCCGUUGAGGAGCUUGUAACCCUGAAGAACACUCAAAUGCUUGGGCUCAGUACUUGCUCUAUGGCUGGAGCUGCGAUUUUGCGGAUACUGCAAGUCCUAUCUACACUAACUUCGUGUGUGAUGGAUAGUAGACAUGAGCAAGAUUUAGGACAGGAAGAGCAGUCUUUUUUGUGGGAUCUGAAUGCUGGUCUUCAACCUUUGUGGCAAGAGUUAAGUGAUUGUAUAAGUGCCACAGAGGCAAAACUUGUACACAAUUCAUCAUUCGCUUCCCAUGCCCCAUCGGUGGAUGCUUUAGCAGUUAGUGCUUCAUCAUCUGUUUCUUCACCGCUUCCUCCAGGCACUCAGCGCUUGUUGCCGUUCAUAGAAUCAUUCUUUGUCCUAUGUGAGAAGCUUCAAACAAAUCAACCAGUUGCACAAUCAGAUUACACUGUUAUUGCCCCUGAAGUAAAAGAAUCUGCUGGAAGUUCAUCUUCACCUUCACUGAAGACUGGUGGAACUUGCAAUGUUACUUUUAUAAGGAUUGCUGAAAAGCAUCGACGGCUGCUCAACGUUUUCAUUAGACAAAACCCAAGCAUACUGGAGAAGUCACUUUCUAUGAUGUUGAAAGUGCCAAGGCUGAUAGAUUUUGACAACAAACGUGCUUACUUUCGGUCACGUAUCAGACAGCAGCAUGAUCAGCACCUUCCAGCUCCUCUACACAUUAGUGUUCGCAGGGCUUAUGUUUUGGAUGACUCAUAUAAUCAGUUGAGAUUACGUCGUACCCAGGAUCUCAAAGGUCGUUUGACUGUGCAAUUUCAAGGGGAAGAGGGCAUAGAUGCAGGAGGACUAACUAGGGAGUGGUAUCAACUGCUCUCUAGAGUUAUUUUUGACAAAGGAACUCUUCUUUUCACUACAGUUGGAAACAAUGCGACUUUCCAGCCUAAUCCAAACUCAGAUUUUCAAACGGAGCACCUUUCUUACUUCAAGUUUGUUGGUCGAGUGGUUGCUAAAGCGUUAUUUGAUGGCCAAUUGUUGGACGUCCACUUCACCCGUUCAUUUUACAAACAUAUCUUAGGUGCUAAAGUAACAUAUCAUGAUAUAGAGGCUAUUGAUCCUGAUUACUACAGAAAUUUGAAGUGGAUGCUGGAGAAUGAUGUAAGUGACCUUCCCUAUUUAACAUUUAGCAUGGAUCCUGAUGAGGAAAAACAUAUUCUCUAUGAGAAGACCGAGGUUACCGAUUAUGAGCUAAAACCGGGUGGAAGAAACAUCAGGGUUACUGAGGAAACAAAACAAGAAUAUGUUGACCUUGUAGCUGAACAUAUACUGACCACAGCAAUUCGUCCUCAAAUCAAUGGUUUCCUUGAAGGCUUCACAGAGUUAGUUCCAAGGGAUCUAAUAUCGCUAUUCAAUGAUAAAGAACUUGAACUGCUGAUCAGUGGUCUUCCUGAAAUUGACUUGGAUGAUCUGAAGGCCAACACGGAAUAUAUAGGAUAUUCAGCUGCAUCUCCUGUUAUCCAGUGGUUCUGGGAAGUUGUUAGAGCAUUCAGCAAGGAGGACAUGGCGAGACUACUACAGUUCGUUACCGGAACAUCUAAGGUACCAUUGGAGGGUUUCAAAGCGCUACAAGGUAUCUCUGGCCCCCAGAGAUUUCAGAUUUACAAGGCGUAUGGAUCUCCUGGUCGACUUCCAUCUGCUCAUACCUGCUUUAACCAGUUGGAUUUACCGGAAUAUACCUCAAAGGAGCAAUUAGAAGAACGACUGCUUCUUGCCAUUCAUGAAGCUAGUGAAGGUUUUGGCUUUGGUUGAUUGGUUCCUCGGGAGGUUGUAAAGCGUGCACUGGGUCAUUGGUUUUCUGCUUGACAUGUACAGUUUUGCAGAUUUUGAAGGCAAUUGAGAUGGUCAGUGCUAUGCAUAACAUAGAUCGAUCCAUUGGUCUUUUUAGGAGUGCUCAUGCUGCAGUAGGGAUCUAAUUUAUUAUUCCGGAUAGUCGAUGAGUAUGUCGAUCGGGUUGGGUACAGUAGUAGAGCUCUGCGACAAGAGCGCUGAUACAACUAGCUUCCUUUUGCCUUCUAAUUAAAAGGUUGAAUGUAAAUUCGUUUAAUGCUGAUACCAGUUCUGAUGAUUUUUGUACUGGUUCCUCCGAUUCUGGAGGCCAGUGCAAUUUCUGCAAAUAAAUAAGCCUUCUGGUGAAGCAAUGGUUCUUA
This is a messenger RNA of Zea mays, 11899 nucleotides long. Its product is annotated as E3 ubiquitin-protein ligase UPL1. The record is from RefSeq and is a predicted model, not a curated record. Bases 354 to 11501 code for a protein of 3715 amino acids. Gene Ontology annotation, biological process: ubiquitin-dependent protein catabolic process; protein polyubiquitination. Gene Ontology annotation, cellular component: cytoplasm. Lineage: Eukaryota; Viridiplantae; Streptophyta; Magnoliopsida; Poales; Poaceae. The transcript is spliced from 16 exons. Gene Ontology annotation, molecular function: protein binding; ubiquitin protein ligase activity.